Cydia strobilella is the source of this 812-nucleotide messenger RNA. RefSeq names its product cuticle protein 8-like. The transcript has 3 exons. The record is from RefSeq and is a predicted model, not a curated record. Lineage: Eukaryota; Metazoa; Arthropoda; Insecta; Lepidoptera; Tortricidae. The coding region runs from base 125 to 709 and encodes 194 amino acids. Gene Ontology annotation, cellular component: extracellular matrix.
AAAACUUGUCUUACUACUUACUCCACUCUAGAAUACCAAGACACGUACCAACAGUUUGUAAGUAUAAAACAAGUAUUCACUGCUUGCAGUUUAUCAUUUACAAUUUGAACGUAUCAAAAUCAAUAUGUUCUCCAAAAUCGUAACCCUAUGCGCCUUUGCGGCUGUGGCCCAGGCCGGUCUCCUGGUUGAGCCGCACUACUCCUCGGCCGCUGCCGUCUCCUCGCAGAGCAUCGUGCGCCACGACCAGCCCCAGGCCGUGGCCCACAAGUUGGUGGCUGCCCCCGUCGCCUACCAUGCCGCUCCCGCUCAUGUCGCCUACCACGCCGCUCCUGCUCCCGUCACGUACCACGCCGCGCCCGCCCCCAUCGCCUACCACGCUGCUCCUGCUGCCAUUCACUAUUCUGCCCCUAUCGCUAAAGUAGUAGCCCAUCAUGAGGAAGAAAUCGCUCACCCCAAAUACGAGUACUCUUACUCCGUGGCUGACGGACACACCGGCGACAACAAGUCUCAGCAGGAGACCCGCGACGGAGAUGUCGUGAAGGGCUCUUACUCUUUCCACGAGGCUGACGGCUCCAUCCGCACCGUGGAGUACACCGCAGACGACCACAAUGGCUUCAACGCGGUGGUGCACAACACCGCCCCCACGCACGCGCCCGCCGUCAUCAAGGCUGCGCCCGUCUACGCCGCUCCCGCCUACUACCACCACUAAUAUAUUUAGGGAAAUUGUUACCAAAGAUGAUAGAAAGAAACUGGCGAUAAUUGUUAAACAUUUAUUUAUUUCAUGCAAUACAUAAAAGGUGUCAAAAAUUAAA